Kickxella alabastrina is the source of this 4074-nucleotide messenger RNA. Its product is annotated as NUC173 domain-containing protein. NCBI's taxonomy places the organism in Eukaryota, Fungi, Kickxellomycota, Kickxellomycetes, Kickxellales, Kickxellaceae. The record is from RefSeq and is a predicted model, not a curated record. Bases 32 to 3922 code for a protein of 1296 amino acids. The transcript has a single exon.
CCAGUUUGCUGCUGAGCGAGCGAGCAAGUGUAUGCGCAAAAAAGUCUUGAGCAUCUCGGUUCUCUUUGCACCCUUUUACAUUCGCGCUUCACCUUUAUACAUUAUAUUUUGCAGCACAUUUUGCCUUACUAAUUUAAACAUGGACUCUGAACUGGAGGUACAACUGAAAAAGCUGCGCACACAGCUAAACUCAAAGGCAGCCCACCAGCAGCAGCAUGCAGCGACGCUUCUGGCCGUUGAGGAGACAAUAAAAGAGCAGCACAUGGUCGCCGAGCCGGCGAGCUACUUUGCUGCACUGCUCACCCUUUUGGAGCAGUCGGACUCGGGCUCCAAUGGCCUGACAGGUGCGAUCAUCUACCUGCUGAGCAUAAUUUUGCCGUUUGUUUCGCACAACACGCUGCGCGCCAAGUUUACAGCGAUGAUGGCGGUGCUGGCGCAGUCCCUGGAUUUGGGAUCGGCGGACGUGGCACUGCUGCGGUCAGUCAUAUCGUGUCUCGAGACGCUGUUGGCAGCGCAGGAUGCCGGAUCGUGGGGGCAGCCUAUUGCACAGGGUACUUUCAAGUCACUGCUGGCCUUGGCCACCGACAGCAAGCCUAAGAUCAGAAAGCGCGCACAGGAGGCGGUAUCAAAGCUGUUGUCCAGCCCGCCCGCACCGGCGGUCGUGCACCCGGCAGCCAGAGCCACAGCGGAGUUUGUUGUAGAGGCCCUGCUCAAUGCCAAGGCCGAAACGCCGGCGGCCAUGUACACUCUGCAGCUCAUCAAGCAGACCGACAUGCUGUGGCCUGAGGAGGCUUUUGGAGAGCUGUGCGAGGCGCUGAUGCAGCUGCCCAAGCUCAACACGCCGUACAUCACCACACUGUCGUUCCAGGCGCUCGAGUCCGUGUUUUCCAGCGCGACCGAGUCGCUCGACGAGGAUCAGUUCCGCAAUUUGCUGAUCUCCAUCAUCGACCUUAAGCCUAAUAUGAACGAUCCGCUGGCGAGUGAGGCGUGGCUAAAGAUCAUCCAGAAGGGCUACGCGUCAUAUGCCACCAUCAGCCCCGAAGCUUGCUUCCAAUCGCUGCCUGACCUCAUCGAUCUGAUGUUCCCCGAUAUUGAGAUGGGUAAGCAGUCCACCCGCGAGGUGGCCACACAGUGCAUCUGGGCGAUGAUGCGCGAGUGCAUUCCGGACAGCAAGCUUGGCUCAGCUGGCGUGGCAAAGAUCGUCAAGACCAUUUCGACGGGCCUUUCGUACCGCUACCGCGAGUCGUGGACGCUUGUUUUCCUGCUGAUCGCGGCGCUGUUCCAAAGGCUGGGCAAGUUUGCACACCCAGCGAUGGACGCUGUGCUGACCGAGGUAGCGAACAUGCGCAUGGAGCCCGAUUUUGAGCUCAAGAACGAGGCCGACGCGGUGCUUGGGGCAGCUGUCCGGGCCGUUGGUCCUCAGGCGUUCCUCGAGGUGCUGCCGCUCAACCUUGACGCGGAUCAGCGCAAGGGCGAUGUUGGCCGCGCGUGGUUGCUGCCGCUGAUGAAGGGACAUGUGCGCAACGCGCCACUGCGCUACUUUGUCGAGACGAUGCUGCCGCUGGCCGACAGCCUGGCAGCGCGGUCGCUGCAGUUUGUGACAGAGGGUCGCGAUAUUGAGGCCAAGGUGUUCAGUGCGCUGAGCCUGCAGGUCUGGGCGCUGCUUGGUGGUUUUUGCAACGUGCCUGCUGAUAUUCUCCAGGCUUUUACGCCCGAAUUUGCCGAGCGUCUGGCCAACGAGAUGCUCGAGCUGCCCGCUGCUCGGCCGGCGAUCUGCGGCGCGUUGCAGACCCUGCUGACGGCUGUUCACACCAUUGCGCACAGCGAGGCUGGCACUGGGCCGCUGACCCAGCAGCAGGCGCUGGCGGCUGAAAUGCACCUCGCGCGUUUUGCGCCGGACUAUCUCUCACAGCUGUUCAACAUUUUUGCACAGUCGCCCGGAGCCAGCCGCGGCUUCUUGAUGGACACUAUCAACACCUUCUUGACUGUUAUCACUCCGGCGGAGAUCAACGCGACCUUUGUCAAGGUGUGCACCAUGCUGGAUGAGGCGCUCAAGACGCACACGCCGCCAGCCGCCGCCGAGUUAACCGAGCGCUAUCUCGAGGCGCACCCGCCACCAAAUGCGUAUACGAUGAUGGAUCUGGCGACGGCGAUGACAGCCUACCUCGACGCUGAGCGUGCGCAGAUGCUGGUGCGCGCGGCAUUCGUUCUGGCUAAGCAGAAUGACGACGCUAUUCUGCAGAAGAAGGGCUACAAGGCGAUCAGCCGUCUUGCGGAGCAGCCCGCGGAGUCGCCUGCCCGCCAAUUGAUCGAGGAGAUCAUGACCGCGCAGCUCAUUCCGAUGCUGGUCGAGUCGGCAGAGACUGUAGCUGUUUCUUCCCGCCGCGAGCGCCUGACGCUGAUCGCAUCGCUCUCGCGCAGUCUGACUGACGAGCAGCUGCACUUUGUGCCAGCCAUGCUGUCCGAGGCCAUCCUUGGCACCAAGGAGGCCAAUGAGCGCGCGCGCAACGUUGCCUUCGAGACGCUGCUGACCAUGGGCCGGCGCAUGGCCAUGGGAGGUGUGAUCAAUAUGGCCGCUGUCACGGGCGAGGCCGCUGAGGACGAGUCGAUGGAGGUGCAGCACCAGGCGAGCAUUGAGGAGUACUUUAAGAUGACUGCCGCCGGUCUGGCCGCGCAGACCCCACACAUGAUUAGCGCCACCGUCGCUGCCAUCUCGCGCGCUCUGUUUGAGUUCCACGAGCAGCUGAGCACCAGCUUUGUCCUCGACAUCAUGAGCACUGUGCUGAUGUUUGUCGUGAACAACAACCGCGAGAUCGCCAAAGCCUCACUCGGAUUCGUCAAGAUUAUUGUUGUCAUCCUCCCCAAGGAGGUGCUGCUGCCCCACUUAGCUGAAAUUGUCAAGAGCAUUCUCAAGUGGUCGCACGAGUUCAAGAACCAGAUGCGCCUCAAGUGCCGCCACAUCCUCGACAGGCUAGUCCGCCGCCUUGGCCUGGAAACUGUGGCCAAAGUCACUCCCGAGGAGCACGUGAGGCUCGUCGCCAACAUGCGCAAGCGCCAGGAGCGGUCCAAGCGCAGCAAGGACGGCAAGAUGACUGCGGAAGACGAGGACAUCCAUGCCGAGGCUACGGCCAACGCGUCGGCGUCGGCGGCUGGCAAGAAAUCGUUUGGAAACGCCUACGAGGACGUGCUCUACGGCAGUGAGAGCGAGCUCGAUGACUCUGACGACGAUGAUGUAGGCACCAGGGGUGCUGGUUCAAAGGGGGCAAAAUCCAAGACCAAGCUUGGCCGCAAGGGCGAGGAUGCCCGCGGGCAGUCAACUGCUCCCGCCACUGGCACCGCCAACAAGGACGCCUGGAUCAAGGAGGACACGGACGGACCGCUCGACUUUUUGGAUCGCUCGGCGUUCACUCACUUUGCUACAGCUGAUCCCGCCGCUGCCAAGGUCCGCCGCACGCCCACUGCCCCCAAGAUGAAGGACGGCAAGCUUUUCUUCGACGACCCCGAGGAGGAGGCACGCAAGGCCGCUGCUAUUGCGGCCGCGUCUGCCUCUGCGGCCGCUGCUGACGACGAAGUGGAGCAGGAGGACUACUAUUUGCAGUCGCUGCAAUCCAAGGACGGGUUCUACCGCACGCCCAACCAAAAGAUCAAAUUCCACAAGCGCAAGGCCGGCGAUGACGAUAACGACGUCGAGAUGGCCAGCGAUGGCGAGGCCACCCCGCAAAAACCUGCUGCUAAGCGCGGCAAGGAUAGCAAUGGUACAGCAUUCGGGCGCGAGUUCCGGUCGAAGAAGGCCCAGGGCGAUGUCAAGCGCGGCAACAUUGAUCCGUUUGCAUACAUCCCGCUCAACCCGAAGAACAUGAAGGGCACCAUCUCCAUCAAGGGUAACUCCAAGAAGGACAAACGGGCGCGCAACGCCAAGUAGUCGCUGCUGCUAGAGUUCUUUUUGUUUUCUGAACGUCUUCACAAUAUUAUUUCAUAGUCAUCUCUGCCUAUUUAAAUUAUUCCUGACAACCAGAACAUUUUUUAUUUAAAAAAAGUAUAUUUAUGUCAACUUUCCAAACAAUUACAAGCAAC